Messenger RNA from Drosophila takahashii, 1391 nucleotides. RefSeq names its product Melanization Protease 1 (gene MP1). Gene Ontology annotation, molecular function: serine-type endopeptidase activity. The record is from RefSeq and is a predicted model, not a curated record. Gene Ontology annotation, biological process: proteolysis. Lineage: Eukaryota; Metazoa; Arthropoda; Insecta; Diptera; Drosophilidae.
ACCAGUUUCCAGUCAGUCAGUGUUUCCAGCAGGCGCCCAGUCAGCGGAUCGUUCUUCCACAUAUGUACAUUGGUAUAGUGCUGGACUAGAUAGCAUCAUGAAACCGAACUUUCUUUUGGUUGUUCUUUUGGGGCUCUUUGCCGGAUCAAGAAGCACUUUUGCACAAGAAAUCUUUGGGUAUUGCACAACGCCAGAUGAGAGCAGCGGCACCUGCAUAAACCUGAAGGAAUGUGGAUAUCUCUACGAGCUGGUUCAACGCGGAUCGGUCUCCGACCUAAACCGUCGAUUCUUACAACAAAGCCAGUGUGGUUUCCGCAAUGGACAGGUCCUCAUUUGCUGUGCAAAUAGCCGCAUGCGUAACCAGCAGCCACAGUGGGGCAAUCAAGGCCAGCCAUCAGUAAGACCGACCCAGCCCACAAGGCCUUCAAGACGCCCUGGAAUUAGUCUACUGCCCCUGGCACCCAAUUGCGGCGAAAACUUUGUGGACCGGGUGGUCGGGGGCAAGGAGACUGGUAAGCGCGAGUUCCCUUGGAUGGCGUUGAUUGAAUACACGAAGCCCGGCAACGUGAAAGGUCACCACUGCGGAGGAUCUCUUAUAAACAAUCGCUAUGUGCUGACGGCAGCACACUGUGUCUCGGCCAUUCCCAGCGACUGGCAGCUGACUGGAGUGCGACUGGGCGAGUGGGACGCGAGCACCAAUCCGGAUUGCACCACUGGCAAAAACGGUCAGCGGGACUGCAACGAGCCCUACGUAGACUGCCCUGUUGUAGAGCGCAUUCCGCACCCGCAGUACCCGGGAAACUCUCGUGACCAGUUGAAUGACAUUGCGCUGCUGCGGUUGCGGGACGAAGUACAGUACAGCGACUUUAUCUCACCAGUGUGCCUGCCCACUCUGGUGUCCCAGCGCAACAAUAUUUUCCUGGGUCGCAAGGUUGUUGUGGCCGGAUGGGGUCGCACCGAGACGAACUUCACGUCCAACAUCAAACUUAAGGCAGAGUUGGAUCCGGUUUCAACGGAAACCUGCAACCAGCGGUACGCCAGCCAACGCCGGACUGUCACCAGCAACCAGAUGUGCGCUGGAGGAGAGGAGGGUGUCGACUCGUGCCGUGGUGACUCCGGAGGCCCCCUUUUGCUUGAGGACUACUCCAAUGGAUAUUCUAACUACUAUAUAGCCGGAGUGGUGUCCUACGGACCCACACCCUGUGGCCUUAAGGGAUGGCCGGGCGUGUACACAAGGGUUGCGGCGUAUUUGGACUGGAUAGAAAACAAUGUUAGGUCCUAGCCAUAGCUCUCGGAAAUUACCUCAGUUAGAAGGGACAUACCACAGCAAAUAUCGAUUUUUAAUACAAUGUUAAUUAUACAAUAAAUAAAGUUAACUUGUGUAAAUUAAA